CUCAAAAGAAAAACAGAGCAUGCAUUAAUAACUCUGUUAUUUUUUUUUUUCCAAAAUCUCAAGAAAACAUGAAUAUCAUCUCUCCUUCAUCACCUCCACCACUGUUACCUCUCAAAUCAAACACAAGCUUCGAUUUAAACAGCAAGAUCACUCCAAACAUUCUCCUAGUAAUCAUAAUCCUCUCGAUCAUCUUCUUCAUAUCUGGUCUUGUCCACAUCCUUGUCAAGUUCCUCCUCACACCAUCAACACAAAACAGAGAAGAUUACUUAGACAACGUUACAGCUCUUCAAGGCCAGCUUCAGCAACUCUUUAGUCUCCAUGAUUCUGACGUUGACCAGUCCUUAAUCGACACGUUACCUGUCUUUCAGUACAAAUCCAUCAUGGGUCUCAAAAUCUCUCCUUUUGAUUGUCCUGUUUGUCUCUGUGAGUUCGAGACAGAGGACAAACUCAGACUCUUGCCUAAAUGCAGCCAUGCUUUUCAUGUUGGCUGUAUCGAUACGUGGCUUCUCUCUCACUCGACUUGUCCCUUGUGUAGAUCUAACCUCCUCCCUGGUUUCUCAUCUCAUCACAAUCCAAGCUCCUCGUAUUUACUUGUUCUUGAGAGUGAACAAAGCUCGAGAGAUAUGGUUCCUGCUCUUGAGUCCAAUUCUCAUUUGGGUUUUGAUGGGAACAAUUCUUUUGGGUCGACCCGGGUUAGAUCGGGUCGUAAAUCAUGCGAACCGGAUGGUGAAUGUGUUAGUUUGGAUAGAAAGGUUGUUCCUUUAGAAGUUAAGCUAGGGAAGUUUAGGAACAUAGAUCAUGUUGGUGAAGGAAGUGACAAUAACAAUAACAACAACAAUAGCAUAAGUGGUAAUAGCAAUUUAGAUGGGAGGAGGUGUUUGUCAAUGGGCUCAUAUGAGUAUAUUAUGGACCAAGAAGCUACACUUAAGGUUCACGUUUCCAUCAAGAAACUAUCGGUUAUGUCCGAAUGCGGUUUUGAUCCGACGGUUAAGGGAAUUGAGAAGAGUGUUGUGGAAAGAGAGAGCUUUUCUUUGUCUAAAAUUUGGCUAAGGAGUAAAAAGGAAAAGCAAAUGGGUACUAGUCCUAGAGAUCAGGAUUGUUCUUCAGUGUCUUCCUCUUCAGUCCCAUUUCCAAAAAAACUGCUUCCUCUUGAGACCGAUGACGAGAAUCAAAAGAGCGAAAAUUCGGAAUCUUUGGAGACAAAAACACCAUCUUUUGCUAGGAGGACCAUGUUUUGGCUUGCAGGGAGACAAAACAAGGUUGUUCAUCCUUCUACAUCCCAUGUUUAGGUUUUGCUUGUUAAUUUUUUGUUCUUCCUUUCCAAUUGUGUUUGAAAUUUUGUGUGUUUUCAUUAGACAGAAAGUAAUAGAGGGAGAUGAAUUAAGAUACCUAGCUAGGGUUCUUUCUUCUUAGGCACAUUGAAAAAAAUUGGUGGGUAUGCAAACAUUUUACCAGAGUCUUCUUUAAAUUAUGGGCAUGUCUUGUAAGAUAUUACUAGAUUUGUCUUAUGUACAUUAUGACACUUUCCAUUGACUCAACGAAAUAAUUGUGAAGGUGUGGUUCAUCACAUCAUUCCAUAAUUAUAUCUACAUAAAGUGUUUUGAAAUUGAAAACACGUACUUUUACUUUCCUAUAUAUGACAUUCACUUACUCUGCAAGAUUCUAUAAGAACUUUGAAUAGAAGUAGCAAGCUUUAUGUUUUGUAAACCAAAACAACUCUUAGCACUGUUGAUUAACUUUAUAAUAAAACAGACAUAUACUUGCUUGGAAUUGAAUGUCUCUGCAAUAUUCAAGAAAAGCUUCAAAGGAACUAGCAAGCUUUAUUUAAGAGUUGGUGAUCUGAGCUAAUUUUUGCGAUCAAACUCUUCACCGUGUAGAUACCAAUUUGUGUAUGUGCUUAGAAAACCAUACCACUUCAAUGUCAACUCUAAACUUAUACUUGACAAGGCAGCAACGUCGACAAGGACAUUUCACCAUCUCUGCCUUAAUGUUACCAAAGGCAAAAUCCAAAAAAUCCUUGACUCCGGUUAUGUAAUCUUGAGACAGUCGAUGUUUUGUUAUCCAUGACUUAUCCAUAUUCACCUAAAAAACUCAAA
Messenger RNA from Camelina sativa (false flax), 2096 nucleotides. Its product is annotated as putative RING-H2 finger protein ATL49. The record is from RefSeq and is a predicted model, not a curated record. Lineage: Eukaryota; Viridiplantae; Streptophyta; Magnoliopsida; Brassicales; Brassicaceae.